Molecule: messenger RNA, 657 nt
Organism: Mesocestoides corti
Lineage: Eukaryota; Metazoa; Platyhelminthes; Cestoda; Cyclophyllidea; Mesocestoididae
Source: the annotation of a GenBank genome assembly
AUGUCGGACCGAAUCUGCAUUCACUCAAAGGGAAAGGAGAUGGUCAAAUUGUCCGCGGAUGACCUACUUUCGUGUUGCGGACUAUUCUGCGGCUUUGGUUGUAGUGGUGGUUUUCCUGAGAGUGCUUGGAAGUACUGGGCAGCAAGGGGUAUUGUUUCUGGCGGUGUUUAUGGCUCAAACGAGGGUUGUCGUCCAUAUGAAAUCCCUCCUUGUGAACACCACACCCAUGGAGACCGGCCAGAUUGCCAAGGCAACUCAAAAACACCAAAGUGUCAAAGAAAAUGCGAUGUAGGUUACAAAAUGGACUACCAGGAGGACAAGCAUUUUGCCGAAAGUGUCUACAACGUUCGAGCUAGUGAAGUGGACAUAAUGAUGGAGAUAAUGACUGGUGGUCCUGUUGAGGCAGACUUCAACGUGUUUGCAGAUUUCCUCACGUACAAGUCGGGUGUCUACCAACACGUCCGAGGACAGUUUCUGGGAGGCCACGCGGUUAAGAUGCUGGGCUGGGGUGAAGAGAACGGAGUACCAUACUGGUUGUGUGCCAACUCCUGGAACACCGACUGGGGUGAUGGUGGGUUCUUCAAGAUUCUCCGGGGAAAAAACCACUGCAAAAUCGAGGCCGAAGUGAAUGCCGGCAUUCCCAAACUGCACAACUGA